GUGCUGGCUGCUGCCGCGCUGCUAGGACCAUGAGGGUCUCUGGUGCCACCCUUGUGCUCUGCCAUCUGCUGCUGCUGCACCUGGCCCCACGCACGCAUGGCCUUGCCCCCCAGUCCAGAGGGCACCUCUGCCGGACCCGGCCCACAGACCUGGUGUUUGUUGUCGAUAGCUCACGCAGUGUACGGCCUGUGGAGUUUGAGAAGGUGAAGGUGUUCCUGUCCCAGGUCAUCGAGUCGCUGAAUGUGGGGCCCAAUGCCACCCGCGUGGGCGUGGUCAACUACGCCAGCUCAGUGAAGCAGGAGUUCCCGCUGCGUGCCCACCUUUCCAAGGCUGCGCUGCUGCAGGCCGUGCGCCGCAUCCGGCCGCUGUCCACUGGCACCAUGACCGGUCUGGCCAUCCAGUUCGCCAUCACCACGGCCUUCAGUGACGCUGAGGGCGGUCGCAACAGGUCCCCCGACAUCAGCAAGGUGGUCAUCGUGGUGACGGACGGGAGGCCCCAGGACAGCGUGCGGGACGUGUCUGCACGAGCCCGGGCCAGCGGCGUCGAGCUUUUCGCCAUUGGCGUGGGCCGCGUGGACAAGGCCACGUUGCGCCAGAUCGCCAGCGAGCCUCAGGAGGAGCACGUGGACUACGUGGAGAGCUACAGCGUCAUCGAGAAGCUGUCCAAGAAGUUCCAGGAGGCCUUCUGCUUGGUGUCAGACCUGUGUGCCACGGGAGACCAUGACUGUGAGCAGGUGUGCAUCAGCUCUCCAGGCUCCUACACCUGUGCCUGCCGUGAGGGCUUCACCUUGAACAGCGAUGGCAAGACCUGCAAUGUCUGCAGCGGUGGCGGUGGCGGUUCGGCCACUGACCUGGUCUUCCUCAUUGAUGGAUCCAAGAGUGUGCGGCCGGAGAAUUUUGAGCUGGUGAAGAAGUUCAUCAACCAGAUCGUGGACACGCUGGACGUGUCAGACAAGCUGGCCCAGGUGGGGCUGGUGCAGUACUCCAGCUCCGUGCGCCAGGAGUUCCCGCUGGGCCGCUACCACACCAAGAAGGACAUCAAGGCAGCUGUGCGAAACAUGUCCUACAUGGAAAAGGGCACCAUGACCGGGGCCGCCCUGAAGUACCUCAUCGACAAUUCCUUCACUGUGUCCAGUGGGGCUAGGCCUGGUGCCCAGAAGGUGGGCAUUGUCUUCACCGACGGCCGGAGCCAGGACUACAUCAAUGAUGCUGCCAAGAAGGCCAAGGACCUUGGCUUUAAGAUGUUUGCCGUGGGUGUGGGCAACGCCGUGGAGGACGAGCUGAGGGAGAUCGCCUCGGAGCCCGUGGCAGAGCACUACUUCUACACGGCCGACUUCAAGACCAUCAACCAGAUUGGCAUGAAGCUGCAAAAGAAGAUCUGUGUGGAGGAAGACCCGUGUGACUGUGAAUCCAUUGUGAAAUUCCAGGCCAAAGUGGAGGGGCUGCUGCAGGCCUUGACCAGGAAACUGGAAGCGGUGAGUAAGCGGCUGGCCGUCAUGGAGAACAGGAUCGUCUAAGGCCGCUCGUCCCCGCCGUGGCUCCUCUAUGUCCCCACCCCAAG
Molecule: messenger RNA, 1561 nt
Organism: Molossus molossus (Pallas's mastiff bat)
Lineage: Eukaryota; Metazoa; Chordata; Mammalia; Chiroptera; Molossidae
Gene: MATN1
Product: matrilin 1
Exons: 8
Coding region: 30-1517 (495 amino acids)
Molecular function (GO): calcium ion binding
Source: RefSeq, a predicted model, not a curated record